Messenger RNA from Closterium sp. Yama58-4, 1629 nucleotides. The record is from the annotation of a GenBank genome assembly. Lineage: Eukaryota; Viridiplantae; Streptophyta; Zygnematophyceae; Desmidiales; Closteriaceae.
AUGCUCUGCUCACGAUGCUCUGCUCACGAUGCUCUGCUCACGAUGCUCUGCUCACGAUCCUCUCCUCACAAUGCUCUGCUCACGAUGCUCUGCUCACGAUGCUAUGCUCACGAUGCUAUGCUCACGAUGCUCUGCUCACGAUGCUAUGCUCACGAUGCUAUGCUCACGAUGCUCUGCUCACGAUGCUCUGCUCACGAUGCUAUGCUCACGAUGCUAUGCUCACGAUGCUAUGCUCACGAUGCUAUGCUCACGAUGCUCUGCUCACGAUGCUCUGCUCACGAUGCUCUGCUCACGAUGCUCUGCUCACGAUGCUAUGCUCACGAUGCUAUGCUCACGAUGCUCUGCUCACGAUGCUCUGCUCACGAUGCUAUGCUCACGAUGCUAUGCUCACGAUGCUCUGCUCACGAUGCUCUGCUCACGAUGCUCUGCUCACGAUGCUAUGCUCACGAUGCUAUGCUCACGAUGCUCUGCUCACGAUGCUAUGCUCACGAUGCUAUGCUCACGAUGCUAUGCUCACGAUGCUCUGCUCACGAUGCUCUGCUCACGAUGCUCUGCUCACGAUGCUCUGCUCACGAUGCUAUGCUCACGAUGCUCUGCUCACGAUGCUCUGCUCACGAUGCUAUGCUCACGAUGCUCUGCUCACGAUGCUAUGCUCACGAUGCUAUGCUCACGAUGCUCUGCUCACGAUGCUAUGCUCACGAUGCUCUGCUCACGAUGCUCUGCUCACGAUGCUAUGCUCACGAUGCUAUGCUCACGAUGCUAUGCUCACGAUGCUAUGCUCACGAUGCUCUGCUCACGAUGCUAUGCUCACGAUGCUAUGCUCACGAUGCUCUGCUCACGAUGCUCUGCUCACGAUGCUCUGCUCACGAUGCUCUGCUCACGAUGCUAUGCUCACGAUGCUCUGCUCACGAUGCUAUGCUCACGAUGCUAUGCUCACGAUGCUCUGCUCACGAUGCUAUGCUCACGAUGCUCUGCUCACGAUGCUCUGCUCACGAUGCUAUGCUCACGAUGCUAUGCUCACGAUGCUAUGCUCACGAUGCUCUGCUCACGAUGCUAUGCUCACGAUGCUCUGCUCACGAUGCUCUGCUCACGAUGCUCUGCUCACGAUGCUCUGCUCACGAUGCUAUGCUCACGAUGCUCUGCUCACGAUGCUAUGCUCACGAUGCUAUGCUCACGAUGCUCUGCUCACGAUGCUAUGCUCACGAUGCUCUGCUCACGAUGCUCUGCUCACGAUGCUAUGCUCACGAUACUGUGCUCACGAUGCUCAACUCACGAUGCUCUGCUCACAAUGCUCUGCUCACGAUGCUAUGCUCACGAUGCUCUGCUCACGAUGCUCUGCUCACGAUGCUAUGCUCACGAUGCUAUGCUCACGAUGCUAUGCUCACGAUGCUAUGCUCACGAUGCUAUGCUCACGAUGCUCUGCUCACGAUGCUAUGCUCACGAUGCUAUGCUCACGAUGCUAUGCUCACGAUGCUCUGCUCACGAUGCUCUGCUCACGAUGCUCUGCUCACGAUGCUACGAUGUCACGAUGCUCACGAUGCUCCCCACUUCGAGCGUAGCAUCGUGAGUCUAAGGGCGUGGGUCUCAGAGCGUGGGUCUAAGGGCAUGGGUCUAAGGGCGUGGGUCUAA